GUUCGUGAAACUUAGGUUACGUGGACUUCUUUGGUCGGCAGCGGAGGUGUGUAUGCGCCACUCGACUAGUCAGAAAACCAAACGCGCAUCAACCAAACAUACUCUCUCGAUCAUACACGUUCCGGACGGCGGCUGCUGUCGCGGCUAGAUGGCGGACGAGCACGUUAGGACCCAGCCGCCGGCCGGCCGCUCUGCACUACCACACACCACGGAGGAGACCACGGAGGAGACCCGUAAGCGUCCGGCGGAUGAGGGCGCGGAGCGGUCGGCGAAGCGGCCGUCGCGGACCAAGCUGCACAAAGCGAUCAUGCGAUCUCUUGGUGAUGUCCGCGAGGCGCAGGCCACGCUGUACGAUCCCAAGCGAAGGCGCUUUGACUGCUGCCGCGGCUUUGACUGGGACAUGCGCGAGCCCGCCGUGUUCGACCACGAGGAAGAGUCAACGGCUCGGUUCUCAAGGCCGCUUGACGAAAUCCCGGAGUCUCGAUUAGACUGCCUGAUGAUCGCGCUGAAUGUGAUUCAUGUGAAGGUAUUGGCCUCCGAUGUAGGUUUCCCGAUAAGCGUGUUUGGGAAUGUGUUGAUGAGAGAUGACUUGGACUUCAAAUGCAUCUACCUCUUCCAACGUGAUAGAGACAACUGCCAGGUCAUCAGCUCACCGGAUGAAAUGCUAAAUUUGAUAGGGCCCAAUCGAGGACCUGCAGAAGCUGAUGUUUUCUAUUUUGAGAUCAACCUAAAGAUCAGGGGCGAAGAACCUGCUAUGGAUAUGAUUUUCAGCAGGACUUUGGUGUACCAAGAUUAUCCUCUUGAUGCAUGGACUAACAAACAACAAGUUUCAAGUUGGCUGAGUACAUUAGAGUUUUCAUACAGAUCUGUGCACUAUGCGGUGGAAGCCACCGUUGGGAUCAAAAUUUUGAGAGGGCCACGAUUCUUGCAUGGCAGCCUGAUAGCUUCCACAUCCGAAGAGCCUAGUGAGAUGGUGCUAUAUGACAGUGAGCGCUGGGGUGCCAAUACCAAGGUUGCUGAGGAUGGGUCGGUGAAUCUACCUCGUUGUCUAGUAAUUCUGCGCGUAGACGAGGAUUUAUUCCUAAAAGUUUGUGCUUUUGGUCGUCGCCAUAGAAGAGCUAAGCCAAAGACCACUGUCCUUACAGUUGAACAUUCUGAUAGAUCAUUCGAUAUAAAACUAGGUUGUUAUCAUUUACAAGUCACCGUGUCCUGGUCAGGCAUUUUGUUGCGCUAGAUACAUCUGUUUGAGCGACAGAUAAUAUGAA
Triticum aestivum (bread wheat) is the source of this 1265-nucleotide messenger RNA. RefSeq lists its product as uncharacterized. The coding region runs from base 149 to 1234 and encodes 361 amino acids. The transcript is spliced from 3 exons. NCBI's taxonomy places the organism in Eukaryota, Viridiplantae, Streptophyta, Magnoliopsida, Poales, Poaceae. The record is from RefSeq and is a predicted model, not a curated record.